AAAACAUCUCCUGCAAAAAUCUGUAGUGCCCUGUUCCUCCUGGCAGCUGCAGGGUGCCUUCCCUUCAAUGACUCCCAGUUUGAUCCAGAUGGAUAUUUUUGGGCUGUAAUUCACUUAUUCUGUGUAGGGGUUUAUAAAAUACUACAGAAGUCCCAGAAGCCCAGCAUGUUAAGUGACAUUGACCAGCAGUACUUAAACUAUAUAUUCAGUGUGGCACUUCUGGCAUUUGCAUCUCAUCCCACAGGUGACCUCUUCAGUGUCCUGGACUUCCCGUUCCUGUAUUUCUACAGAUUCCAUGGCAGUUGCUGUGCCAGUGGAUUUUUAGGAUUCUUUCUCAUGUUCAGUACAGUGAAGAUGAAAAGCCUUCUUGCCCCAGGGCAGUGUGCAGCCUGGAUUUUCUUAGCUAAGGUUAUCACAGCUGGGUUGUCAGUACUGCUGUUUGAUGUUACCCUGACCAGUGCAACUGUGGGAUGCCUCCUGCUUGGCGGUAUUGGAGAGGCCUUGCUGGUUUUCUCAGAGCAGAAGGGCUCCUGAUGAAGAUGGGCAAGGAAAGGAGAUGCACAGGUUGCCAGCUGGAGAACAGAGCACAGUGCCCCGGCCUUGGACUCCCUGUGGAGAGUGUCAGAAGAACACAAAGACAGUGAGACCAAGUUAGGGUCUCCAGAUGGGCAGAGCCCAUGACCUGCUUGUGCCCUGAUCAUUUGUGCUGAAUGAGGUGGGAGCUGAUGGUGCAUUCAUUGCUUCAAGGAGAAAUUUUUAGGGCCUCUGGAUGCUGCAGAGGAAUGGUCCCUGUCACAGCUUCCCAUUUUGAGAACCUCUAGGCUAUGCUAUACUGGAAGUACAGGAUUUCACUCUGCUCACCUUGAUUGGUCUGCAGGCCUCUGUGUAUUCAGUGGUCUCCUUCAAACUGCUUUCACCUUGAGGUUGUGGAUCCACGGGGUUUUGUUGUAUGUGUUUUGCUGUUUUGUGUUUUUAAAAUUCUGGAGUCUCCUCUGGGCCCACCUUGCUCUCCUACUGGCCUGCCUGGAGCCAGUGACCCACCUGUGUAGCAGUGCAGAGCUGUGCUACUAAGAACAGACAUGGGCAUUGAAUGGGUGUAAAAGGCCAGCAAGAACACUUAAAACUCUGAGGUGAGUGGUGGCCUUCUGUAAUUGAUGUUGCUGUUUAUUUCCUGCUUCUAAACUUGUCUUGGAUCUUGUCAACUUGUCAGGAUGUGUUACUCUGCAGAUUCUUUUUUGCACACCAUUAGGUUAAUCAUUAGAUAAUUAAAUGGUUACCAAAGGGUUUAUAAAUACUGAUGGAUGACCUCCCUGGGCAGGUCAAACAAACAAACAAUAAAUAAUAUACAUAUAUACACACAAGCAUUUAAUAUUUCCUAAUUUUUUUAAUCCACUUUAUUUCCCUCAUAUUUCAGAAGAAGUUUCAAGUCACUGAAUACUGAAUUAUAUUCUUCAGGCCAGAUUAAAAAUUUGGUUAAAACCCUGUAGCUUGUCUCUAGAGAAGAAAUGAGUUUAUAUGAAAUGGUCACUUGAUUCUGAGCAUACCAAGGAGGUUUAAGAAAAUAAUACUCACUUGAAAUAUUUCUGCUCAUGGUAACUUUCCCAAAUACUGUACUGUAUUUCCAGGUGUCAGUUUUGGUCUUUGCACUGGGGAAUGGUCUCAGUUGCUAGGCAAGCGCUCUGUCACUUGAGCCACACACUCAGUCCCUUUGAUUUUAGUUUGUUUUUCAGAUAGGGUAUCAUGGUAACUUUG
This is a messenger RNA of Castor canadensis (American beaver), 1752 nucleotides long. Lineage: Eukaryota; Metazoa; Chordata; Mammalia; Rodentia; Castoridae. The record is from RefSeq and is a predicted model, not a curated record.